Trichomycterus rosablanca is the source of this 1794-nucleotide messenger RNA. It is a transcript of the gene pgd, whose product is annotated as phosphogluconate dehydrogenase. Gene Ontology annotation, cellular component: cytosol. The transcript has 13 exons. The record is from RefSeq and is a predicted model, not a curated record. Gene Ontology annotation, molecular function: NADP binding; phosphogluconate dehydrogenase (decarboxylating) activity. Gene Ontology annotation, biological process: pentose-phosphate shunt; pentose-phosphate shunt, oxidative branch. Lineage: Eukaryota; Metazoa; Chordata; Actinopteri; Siluriformes; Trichomycteridae. Bases 53 to 1504 code for a protein of 483 amino acids.
UCAUUCAUACUGUGCAUUUCUCCCAGCGAGCUCCCCUCUCACACUGUCAGCCAUGGCACAAGCGGAUAUUGCUCUCAUCGGAUUGGCCGUCAUGGGGCAGAAUCUGAUCCUGAACAUGAAUGACCAUGGCUUUGUUGUCUGUGCUUACAACAGGACUGUGUCUAAGGUGCAUGACUUCUUGAAGAAUGAAGCCAAGGGCACCAAAGUAAUUGGGGCUGAGUCUUUGCAGGACAUGGUCUCAAAACUAAAAACCCCUCGCCGUAUCAUCCUUCUUGUUAAGGCUGGUCAGGCUGUCGAUGAUUUCAUAGACAAGCUGGUGCCUCUUCUUCAGCCUGGAGACAUCAUCAUUGACGGAGGCAAUUCUGAAUACAGAGACACAACACGCCGGUGUAAAAGCUUAAAGGAGAAAGGUCUGUUGUUUGUGGGUAGUGGAGUAAGUGGAGGAGAAGAGGGGGCCCGCUAUGGACCAUCACUUAUGCCUGGCGGACAUAAAAAAGCAUGGCCACACAUAAAAGAUAUCUUUCAGAGCAUUGCUGCAAAGGUUGGCACAGGAGAAUCUUGCUGUGACUGGGUUGGAGAUGAGGGAGCUGGACACUUUGUAAAGAUGGUUCAUAAUGGCAUUGAGUACGGAGACAUGCAGCUGAUCUGUGAAGCCUACCACCUGAUGAAAGACGUGUUGAAUAUGGACCAUGAUGAGAUGGCACAGGCUUUUGAUCAGUGGAAUAAAACGGAGCUGGACUCUUUCCUCAUUGAAAUCACAGCAAACAUCCUAAAGUACAAGGACACUGAUGGCACUCACUUGCUGCCCAAAAUUAAAGACAGUGCAGGACAGAAGGGAACAGGGAAAUGGACAGCCAUAUCUGCCUUGGAGUAUGGCGUACCUGUUACACUUAUCGGAGAGGCUGUCUUUGCCAGAUGUCUCUCUGCACUGAAGGAGGAGAGAGUGCAGGCCAGUAAGAGCCUCACAGGGCCCCGGGGGGGCAAAUUUACUGGCGACAAAGCUCAGUUUCUUGAAGACAUUAGAAAGGCUCUGUAUGCCUCCAAGAUCAUUUCAUACGCUCAGGGUUUCAUGCUCCUGCGGCAGGCAGCUAAAGAGUUUGGCUGGUCUCUGAAUAAUGGAGCUAUUGCCCUGAUGUGGAGAGGAGGCUGCAUCAUUCGAAGUGUGUUUUUGGGGAAGAUCAAAGAGGCUUUUGACCGGAACCCAGGUCUGCAGAAUCUGCUGCUUGAUGGCUUUUUCAGUAAAGCUGUACAGGACUGCCAGGAGUCAUGGAGGCGAGUUGUGAGUACAGGAGUUCAGCUGGGAAUCCCAAUGCCAUCUUUCACAACAGCACUGUCCUUCUAUGAUGGCUACAGACAUGCUAUGCUUCCAGCUAAUCUGCUGCAGGCUCAGAGAGACUACUUUGGUGCCCACACAUAUGAGCUGCUCUCAAACCCUGGCCAGUUUGUUCACACCAACUGGACAGGCCAUGGUGGAAAUGUGUCCUCAACAUCAUACAAUGCAUAGUCAGUGCAUCAUCUGAGAUAAAGGGACCAGAUCAACAUUUUUCCAAUUCUGUCUUUACUUGUAUAGUUAAAGCCCCACUUUUACAUGAUUAAAGGAUUUUAUUAUGUUUUGAACUAGAGUGCUAUUCAUAACAAUACUGUAUUAAAUUUUAGUGUGAACACUGAAACUAUUAAGAAGUGUAGUGCUUAAACAUUAAGGUGUUUUGCCCAGGAGUUCACAGUGUUAACACUGGAUCUUGGUUCAUUGUUUCACUGUAUUCUGCUUAAUAAAGAGCUUUAUUCCUUUUUAAA